Messenger RNA from Eremothecium cymbalariae DBVPG#7215, 3441 nucleotides. It is a transcript of the gene SLA1, whose product is annotated as cytoskeletal protein-binding protein SLA1. Gene Ontology annotation, biological process: actin cortical patch assembly; regulation of actin filament polymerization. The record is from RefSeq and is a predicted model, not a curated record. The coding region runs from base 1 to 3441 and encodes 1146 amino acids. Lineage: Eukaryota; Fungi; Ascomycota; Saccharomycetes; Saccharomycetales; Saccharomycetaceae. Gene Ontology annotation, molecular function: ubiquitin binding; protein-macromolecule adaptor activity; identical protein binding. Gene Ontology annotation, cellular component: nucleus. The transcript has a single exon.
AUGACAGUUUUUCUUGGAGUUUACAAGGCGAUUUAUUCGUAUGAACCUCAAACAGAUGAAGAGUUACGUAUCGAGGAAGAUGAUUUACUGUACGUGUUAGAAAAAUCUGAGGUUGAUGACUGGUGGACGGUUAAGAAGAGGGAAAUUGGGACGGAUACGGAGGAGCUGGUGGGGUUAGUCCCUAAUAAUUACAUUGAGGAGGCUGAUGUGCUUUAUCAGGUUCAUGCUAUUUAUGAUUAUAAGCAGGUACAGAAUCCAGAUGAGGAGUUGUCGUUUCAGGAAGGUGAUGUGUUUGAUAUUUUUGAUGACAGGGAUGCUGAUUGGUUUCUUGUACGUGCUGUGAAGGAUAAAAAGGUGGGGUUUAUUCCGGGGAAUUAUGUAGAGACCAUUGAGGAAGGAGGACGUGGGGGCAAUGUAUCAAAUGUUGAUAUGACAGAAGCUCCUAGGAAAGGGCCUUCUGCUGCUGCUAGUUCUAUGCAACCUCCAAAUAAUGGUCGUGCAAAUGUACCCGAAUCUGUGGGCUAUAUAAAACCCACAAUUCCAACUACUCAAGUUUCACAUGUUAAUUCCAAUACUAGUGAGAUAUACGAUGAUCGUCCGUUGCCGAAGCUACCCACCCACGCGGAGGCUGAGUCAGAGUCAGAGGGGGAACAGCCGCCUGCAAAGCCAGUAAGACCGGAGGAUAGGGCCAACAACGCUUCUAGAAAGGAACGUACAAUGACGGAAUAUAGAGUCUCUUCCGGAAAUUAUAGUAUUAACUCACGGAGUUGGGAUGUUCACGAACUUAAUGGUCGUAAGAAGACAAAAGCCAGAUUAACCGUUCGAAAUAACUUGGUUAUCUUCGUUGCCGCAGAUGAUGAGCCAAAGAGUUGGCCUAUACAAAAUCUAUUGAGCUGCGCCAAUGAGAAGAAGCACAUGUUUUUGGAAUUUAAGGACCCUUAUGCUAAUAUUGAGAUUCAUACCGGUUCAUCUGAUCUGGCAGAUGAGAUAAAAGUAGUUUUUGGAGAACUAAAGGGCGCUGUUAAUGACAAAGCAUUACGUGAGAUUGAAGCUGCCGCUCAUCCCUCUCCAAAAAAAGUCGGUUUAGUUAAAUUUGAUUUUGAUGGGGUAGCUGAGGAUGAAUUAUCUGUCAAGGCAGGUUCCCUAGUCCUAAUUUUAAAUGAUGAGAAAUCUCUUGAUUGGUGGAUGUGUGAGCUUGUUUCAACUGGGAAGAAAGGUGUUGUCCCAGCCAAGUUUAUCGAGGUUCAAAAGGAUCCCAAAAAAGGUUCGACUUCUUUGAAUAUCAAUAAACAAUCUUCAGGAAGAACAAGAGAGCUUGGAGAUUGGAAAAAUGAUGCAGAACAGGAUAGUACUCGCAAGCAAAGUGUAUCGAAGAAAGGUGAUAAGAAGCCAGGGACCAAAAAGAAGCGCUUCCCAGAUCCGAAUAAUACUCGUAUCUGGGUAGACAAGAGUAAUACAUUUAAGGUGGAGGCUGAGUAUCUUGGGUAUGUGGAUGGGAAAGUACAUUUGCAUAAGGUCAACGGUGUUAAAAUCGCUGUGGCGGUAGAAAAGCUAUCAGUAGAAGAUCUUCAGUAUUUGGAAAAACUGAAUAGUAUUUCUUUAGAUCAGUAUAAGCCACGGGGAGCAGGUAAAACCCAAAGUGGUUCUUCCAGAGGCCAAGAAGAGGAUGUAAGAAGACUACAGAGGCAGCAAGAUGAUGCUGAACGUGAUAGAGAAGGAAGAGAACAGGACAGGCGUCUGAGAGAACGCGAAUUAAAUGAACUGAGGAAAGCUAGAGAUCUACUGGAUCAGGAGAGGGAGAAAUUGAAGGCAAUGACAGGUGGCACUUCAGGGCCACUAAGGUCUAAAAACCCUAAAAGCGAAGAUGAAUAUGAUUGGUUUGAAUUUUUCUUAAAUUGUGGCGUUGACGUAAAUAACUGCCAAAGAUACACUUUGACCUUCGAGAACCAACAAAUAUCCGAGCAAAUUUUGCCUGAUAUUCAACCACAAACCUUGAGAGCGCUCGAAUUACGCGAGGGUGAUGUAAUCAGGGUUAUGAAAUAUUUAAACCAAAAAUAUGGCAGGAAGUCUCAAAGUAGUUCAAAUAACCCUUCCGGGGAAGCUGACCAAAGUGGCUUAUCCGACCAGUUAUUACCACUUAAUAAUGUUUCUAAGGAUGAUGUUGCUUGGACUGUUAAACCUGCAGCAAAGUCGGAAACGUUGCUACCUCAGACGAAGAAGGAAUUUUCUGGGUCACUACAGGACUUAUUGGAUCUAAAGCCUCUGGAACCAAAAAAGAAGGACGAAAUUCCACAACCAAAUCUACAGGAUUUGGAGCAUAUAAAGACCGGGUCUUCGACCAAAUUGUCUACACAGAAGACUGGCUCCUUUGCUGCACCUUUAGAUCCUUUUAAGACUGGUGGUCAUAAUUUGAUGCCAAAUAUUACUGGGGGUCUAGUUUUGUUGCCGGUAGCAACUGGAAGUAUGAUUCCAGUGCAAGAUACAGGUGGUUUGAUUCCAUUACAGAGGACAGGGGGUAUUGCUAUGCCUGAAACAACUUUUGGCACCCAAAUUACAGGAGGUAUUUUACCCGUCCAAAAAACUGCCAAUGGUUUACUUCCUGCUCCCAUUGGUGCCUCAACUCUAAUGUCAAAAACAACUUUCGGAACCGGUCCAAUGUUGCAGACUGUGACGGGGGGGAUGAUGCCACUUCAACAUGCUGGUGGGAUGAUGUCAUCUACUUCAAUGAUACCACAAACUACAUUUGGAACAGCCCCAAUGAAUCAAACCACAUUUGGAACAGCCCCAAUGAAUCAAACGACGACUGGUGGAAUAUUGCCAUUCCAGAGGACAGGUGGUGGCUUACCCGUUACUUCCACUGUCGUUCAACAAACAACAGUAAGCACAGGUCCUAUCUCCCAAGCUUUUACUGGCGGUAUGAUGCCAGUUCAGAGAACUAUGGGUGGUUUCCCAUCUGCAUCCAUAAUUCCACAAACGACUUUUGGAACUGGACCAAUCAUGCAACAAGCUGGCGGAAUUAUGCCACUUCAGAGAACUGGUGGUCCGUUAUUAGGUACAUCCAUAAUUCCACAAACCACAUUUUCCAAUGUUCCUCUCGGCCAAACCAUCACUGGUGGUGCUAUGGCAUUACAAAACACUGGUGGUGCCUUAAUGAAUAUGCCCCAGUCUUUUGGACAACAACAACAAAUGGCUCUUCUACAGCAGAACCGUAUAUUUGAAAUGAAUAUGCAAAGAACGGGGGAUGUUAACUCAUUCCCACAAACUUCAUUUGGUGUUGGCGGGAUGAAUCAGAUCACUAACGAUAUGCAAGGAAUGAAUCUCAACCAACAACAACCUCUGCAAAACCAGCCUACUGGUUUUGGGUUUGGUAACGCUCCUCCACCUCAACAGAGACAAGCUAAUUUGUAUAACGCAUCCGCAGCGAAUCCUUUUGGUUUUUAA